UGCAAAUAGUAACCUCUUUCUUAGUAUGUUUUUACAAAUUAAUAUGUAUUAAGUUUAUACCCUAACUAUGAUGUUAAACGAUGAUAUAAGUGAGUUUAUCACAAACCUCUACCUAUACUUAAUUAAUAAAAGAGAUGUUAAUGCACUUUUAGUUAAAAAACACACCAGCAACUUUAAGACUCAUGGGGAUUUGAGUUUUGUAAACACAGUGAAAUCGUGGCAGGAAUAUUUAAAUGUUAGACACACCGAACAAAACAACUUCCUUAAAUACUUGAAUAAGACCACAGGCGACAUUGUAGAAAACUCACAAUCAUGGAAAAUCAUCAUAACAAAAUGCACAGAAAUCAAUGAUAGAGUGUACAUGCAUUUAAAUCGUCCUAUAGCAAUUUAUAUUGGUUUGAAGAGUGCUAUUAAUAACAAUUUACAGUUAGCAUCUUUGAUAACAACUAAUGAUAAGUGUAAAGUGAGUUUAGAUAGUAAAUGUUUGGACACAAGUGUUACUAGCUUACGAGCUAAAUAUUUAACUUCUGUAGUUGAGAAUCUUUGUUGUAUAUUCUCAAUAGAUCAAGAAUUAAUGGUCACUACAAAGUCAGGUUCAAAUUCAAAUGAUGUGUUUGUUGGUACUGUUUUAAAUGCCAAAACUUGUUCAAAAGAAACUGCAAUAUCAGCAGACGAAUUUAUAAGGAUAAGACAAAAUGAACUAACAUUGAUUGCCCAGCACAAAUAUGGAGUGAGAGUGUCGACAGACAAUAAAUGGAGCGAGUUUAUAGCUCACCUCGGCGAGUCUGCGGUGGCCUUUGAGCUUCUGCAGACUAAAGCUUCUAGUCCAGUUAAAAUAUUAUUUGAUGCACCUGGAGGAUGCAGUAAAGGUGCCUCAUUCAUUCUUUACAACUGUGCAAGGUUGGAAACACUAAUGAGGACUUUCAAUGAAAAAGUUGAGGAGGGCAGCUACCCCUCACUACCUAGUGCUGAACAGAUAGACUUCACAUUAUUGAGCAAUGAGGAUGAAUGGUGUUUAAUCUUCAAUUAUGUCAUGGGUUUGCCAUCAGUCAUAAAAUGUUGUACCGACGUUAAAGAUAAUAAAGUGGAAUUUCGACCUCAUCUGAUAUGUAACUACCUCAGUGGCAUGGUCAAAAUAUUCAGCCAAUAUUACAGGAGAGUGCGAAUAUUAACGGAACAUCGCAAACACCUCUUGCCUGUUAUGUACGCAAGAAUUCACAUGAUCAAAGUGCUUAAUGGUACAUUGAAAACUUGCUUGAAGUUAUUGAAUAUUAAAAGCGUUUCGCAAAUGUAG
Molecule: messenger RNA, 1294 nt
Organism: Aricia agestis (brown argus)
Lineage: Eukaryota; Metazoa; Arthropoda; Insecta; Lepidoptera; Lycaenidae
Product: DALR anticodon-binding domain-containing protein 3
Exons: 5
Coding region: 68-1294 (408 amino acids)
Biological process (GO): arginyl-tRNA aminoacylation; tRNA C3-cytosine methylation
Molecular function (GO): ATP binding; arginine-tRNA ligase activity; tRNA binding
Source: RefSeq, a predicted model, not a curated record